Talaromyces marneffei is the source of this 885-nucleotide messenger RNA. RefSeq lists its product as uncharacterized. The record is from RefSeq and is a predicted model, not a curated record. The transcript has a single exon. The coding region runs from base 1 to 885 and encodes 294 amino acids. NCBI's taxonomy places the organism in Eukaryota, Fungi, Ascomycota, Eurotiomycetes, Eurotiales, Trichocomaceae.
AUGUCGUUGAACGCUCCAACCGAAGUUAGACUCGACUCCCCAGACGACUGGGACGAUUGGGAAAAUGCUCUCCUCAAUCAGGCCGAGACUUAUGACCUCCUCGGAAUCCUCCAGGGGACUGAGACGUCAUAUAAAAGGCCUAAGGUGCCACUGAUUGAAGACUUCAUGCCAGCACGGCCUGAACCGCCGCCUCUCACCGGGACUGCACCUCCGGCUGAAGAUCUCAACGAUAGGAUCGGUGCAGCUGCUGGCACACGCAGACAUGUGGCCCGUCAAUCGGCUCAAGGUACGACUGCUUCCCAAAGCACCGAAUCCGGAGAUCCCGGAUUUGAUACCAACGAUACUGGAAAUGCGGUUGGAAUAAGAGAAAUCGAGAAAGAGGCAUGGCACGCCUUUACUGUGUACAACAAUCAGUACAAAUCUCUCUUCCAGGUGUGGGAAAUCCAACGUCGAGAUAUUGACAAGGUCUUUACCUGGAUAAAGAAAACGGUAUGCCUUAGUUAUCUCAAAACGUGUGUCUCAAUCACUCCGGAUUGGAAACAAGCCUAUCAGAACCUCAAGGCCCAUGUUGGACAAGGAACGGCGGAUAUCCAAAAGAAGAUCAAGAACGAGUAUGAUCUCCAUAUGAGGCCAUUCAGAACAACCAGACCAGCAAAGGAAAUGGAAGCUUGGAUUGUGAAAUGGGACGAGUUGUUGACUCAAGCCAAUCGUAAAUCCAUGAUGAUUGCAACCGACACCAUGGAUUGGUCAACUAGAUUCUUUGACGUUAUUCGGAAUCUUGACCACGCUUGGGUGUCAGCUUAUGAGAUCCAACUUUAUGACAAAAUCGAUAAUAACACGCUGGAGUAUAAGGAUCUCACAAAUCUCUUUCGAAGGCUUAUCUAA